AUGGUAAUCCAAGCUAUCGAGGACGCAUUAAACCGUUCUGUUGUGACAGUGCUCGAUACAGCUCCUGCAACAGGGCCUAAGGAGCAUGCUGAUAUAAAACAGCCAAAGACCAAUGAUGAAUUACGUCAAGUAUGGCCGAGAAAGUAUGGUUUUCAAUUGACUGGCUUCAAAAAAAUCAAACCAAGAGUCAUCGGUGCAGUCCCUCCUGAAUGCAUUCGACAAUUGAUGCUAGAUGUUAUCAAGCAAAUACGUCUUGAUCUUAUGGAAAGAGCUGACCGCACUGGUGGUGCUUUUCGCCAUGUCUUCCUUUCAAAGACUGAUGAAGAGAUAAUCGAUAAGAUCUUAUCACUUUCUAAAAAGGAAAUGCUGAAAGAUCUUUUACGACUUAUUGAUGGUAGAGGAUACAAUUGGGAUGAAUUCCUUGAGACCUAUCCGAGCGUAAGCGACAGUACAUACUGUGGCAUUUACUUGAUCGGAGUCAAUUGGCAAGAGGAAACGUUGGCCCAUUUCGGCUAUAGCAAAAACACAAAUUUGGUCGAUGGUUUAUAUGUUGGACUUACGACAAAAAGUUUUACUGCACGUCAUACAUCGCAUACAAGGGAGGUGAAAAGUUCAGCACUUCUGACAAAGUUGCAAUUGCUACAGGACAUCGCAGGUCUGAAUUUGAACAAGAACUUCUUUCACUAUAUUGGCCUCAUGCAAACAACUCCACACAAGAUCGAGAAAGAUCCAUUCAUGCGCGAUUUAGAAAGAGCAAGAGUUAGAUCCGACUGUAAAGAGAGUGCGGUAGAAUGCUUUUUAAAAACAGCAGAAGCAGUUUUCAUUGCUAUGUUUUGGGCUUGUCAAACAAAGGAUUGGUUGAAUCACUGUCUACGCAAGUGUAUGCCUUUUGCCGAUCCUAUCAUCGGACUGAAUGCAGUCCCGUCUUUCCAUUUUGGUGAAGUGGCCAACAUGACAGCUUAUACUCAGAAUCCUCGUAUUGAAGAGAAGAAAGAUCAAUUCAGAUGCUACAGCUUCGCUCAACUCUAUGAAAUCCAGGAAUCGGUAUUUAAAGAGCUCAUGCGUAGAAGCGAUGCCAAGCGCAAAAGUGAUCUAGAGCAGAACGACGAAGAAAAGGAAGGAAAAAGUACGACAGAAAAUAGAUUCAAGCGACUUGCCGAGACUAUUUGUGCAGUAGUAAUCCCUAAACGACGUAAAGUCAAAGAUGAAAGCCCUUCAAUCUAGACAGCCAUAUUGUCAAGAUGCAUCAAAAGAUUCUCCCCGUUUCAAAGUCUUCCCAGUCGAUCUCAGUUCAACUCCACAACGUAUGAUCAAUUCUUCCAUCGUCUUCAAAUCGGUUUGUGUCCUCACUUUCUUGGUACAUUCUCUUGUAAUGGUGUUUUCGGCCUUUUUUCCGUUCCAUCCUGUAAUAUACACAUCCUGUAGCAUAUCCGUACCGCCGCUUCGAUCAUCCGAAUGUACACUACUGUAGCUUAAUCUCCAAUCCAAUUCCGCUAGAACGUCUCAACCCCACAAAAGGAAGCUUUGAACUUAAUCAAAACAAACAACGUGGUCUUGAGAGAAAUUAGCGUUUGCACCAAGUGUGAG
Molecule: messenger RNA, 1587 nt
Organism: Meira miltonrushii
Lineage: Eukaryota; Fungi; Basidiomycota; Exobasidiomycetes; Exobasidiales; Brachybasidiaceae
Exons: 6
Coding region: 1-1224 (407 amino acids)
Source: RefSeq, a predicted model, not a curated record